Clupea harengus (Atlantic herring) is the source of this 1958-nucleotide messenger RNA. RefSeq names its product basal body orientation factor 1a (gene bbof1a). Lineage: Eukaryota; Metazoa; Chordata; Actinopteri; Clupeiformes; Clupeidae. The record is from RefSeq and is a predicted model, not a curated record.
UAUCAUCCUGCGUUGCUGUGGCAACAGGGGUAAACAAAAGGUUGCUGGUAAAUUACCUUGCCUUCACCCUCGGUAGGAUCAUGAUUAAGAAGAAGGGGAAAAAGGGAAAGAAGGGGAAAGGUAAAGGGAAAAAAGAGGGAAAGCAGGAAUCAAAAGGGGAAAGAGAGUCUGAAAUCGAGAGGGCGAAAGCAAAUGCUGCUCUUUGGGAAACCCGGCUGGGUAUCACCGAGAGCUCACGCUUGGAAUACCGUGAGGCCGCCCGAAGACUUGCCCAUGCAAAUGAACAGCUCACAAACCAACAGUACCGAGCCGAAAAAGAGACGGUCGAUAUCAUUGCAUUCUUGAAGAAAAAAGAAUCAGAAAAAGAAGCCAAGAUUUCAGAGCUUGAAGAAGAACUAGAGCAUCAAAAAACAAAGGCAUUGGAGGACAAAGAGCAAAUUGUUGCUGAAUACACCCAAAUGGUCAAUGAUAUGGAAGAGAAAUUCAAGAAGAGACUCAAUGAGUUUCGUAUGAUCCAGGGAGAGCUGAAGACGAUUAAGGAAUUUCGCAAGCAGAAAGCCAACAUGGAACAGGACCUUAACAAUAUUAAAGAAAACAUGCACGUUGAAAAUAAGGAGCACAAAGAGAUGCUAGCAAGAAUGGAGCACAAGUUUUUCAUCGAAAAGGUCCGCCUAGAGAAGGAAGCAGAGCAGAGGAUUGCGCAGCUGGCUGAGCGUGCCCACAAUGAAGCUGUCGUGCAACUAGACGACGCAUCUUGUUCAGUGUUCAAGGAGAAUAUGCGUCUCAACGAGGCUCUCACCUAUCACAUGAAUGAGGUGGAACAACUGAGAGGGAGAAGUGAGGCCAUGGAAGAGGAAAAUUCAUCACUCGCCCUGCAUAAGGAUACAAGUGAGUUGAUGAUGAAGCAGAACAUUUGUAAGAUGGCCGUCCAGAAGAAGGAGAUUUUGGAACUGAGGCGUAAGGUAGACAUGUUGGAGCGGGCACUUAACAUCAUGUCAGUGCAGUUUGAGCGUGAGAAGAGAGAGACCCAGGAGCAAGCUCUCGACAGCACACAGGCCAACUGUGCAGAGCUGGGGAAGCUGCAGAAGCUGUUGGUACUGCGUGAACGUGAAAUCGCUCGAGUCAAGCGUCUCGCCGGCACAAUCCUGGAGCAGCGCACUGAGCUGGAAGUCUUCUUCCAUGGGGCCCUGGAGCAGGUGAAACAAGAGAUUCUGUCCAACCGCUUGCAAUACAGACAGGAAGCACUGGAGGCGUACCACCGGAGGAUGAGUGACGCGCGAGCAGGAGGACAGGAGUACCCCCGCAUCCGCACCUUUCACAGGAAGGCCGACAGCACCAAUAGUGUCUUCACUGACCUGGCGGAGGCAGAGAAAUGGACAAACAUGUCGAGCACCCAAGUGGACCUGUCUGAGCUGACCUGGGAACAGAAGGAGAAGGUGCUCCGACUGAUGUUUGCCAAAAUGAAUGGCCUGAAAUGCAGGAAACCAACCCAGACGCUGAACGCUUCAGGUGAACAGGGCCGAGGCACCAUCGCUCCAAGAACUGCAGAGAAGCUUCUCCAUCACACCUUCAUCACCCAGGCCCCAGUACCAAACCGGACUUUUGACCUGCCAGAUCUGCACCACACCUCUUGACUUGCAGACAGGACAGGAUGGAUUCAUCACUGGAGAACCUCAAGCCCAAAUUCAUCACACACAUCAUGAUUAUCUGAACAGUUCACUGGUUAUCCUGCUCCUUGACUUUGCAAUUGCUUCCAUGGAUGUUUUGGAAAAAAAUAACAUACCAACACCUUUAUAUCACAUUGAUCAAAAUAAAAAAAAAUGCCACCAUAAAAUACUGUACAGGUUUUCCCUUAACUGGAAGCACCAUAUGUGUCUGUUUGUAAAUCCUUUUUUUUCUUGGUCGACUUCACAAAAGUGAAUUGUACUAUUGGCUCAUUUGUCACCUGCAAUGAAUCA